This is a messenger RNA of Seriola aureovittata, 3011 nucleotides long. It is a transcript of the gene slc18a3b, whose product is annotated as solute carrier family 18 member 3b. Lineage: Eukaryota; Metazoa; Chordata; Actinopteri; Carangiformes; Carangidae. The transcript has a single exon. Gene Ontology annotation, cellular component: terminal bouton; AP-2 adaptor complex; membrane. Bases 642 to 2210 code for a protein of 522 amino acids. Gene Ontology annotation, biological process: xenobiotic transport; transmembrane transport; chemical synaptic transmission. The record is from RefSeq and is a predicted model, not a curated record. Gene Ontology annotation, molecular function: xenobiotic transmembrane transporter activity; acetylcholine transmembrane transporter activity.
UUGAAGUGAUUGCUGCCAUGGUUGGAAAUUAACAUAAAGGAGGCAAGUGACGAAGGGAUCCACUUGGGGGCAAGCUGGCGAUGCGUCAUAGCUCUUGGUGAAAAGGGGAGACAAAAAAGGACGAAAAUAGCGCCGAACCUGCGGGUUAAUGUGCACCAAUGGCCACGAAGUCACUCGUGGUCUCAGAGCUGAGCGCAAAAGUGCCACAGGUGAUAGGAGGUAUGAGCACAGAGAUGAGAGACUUUGAGCGUCCUAGGAUUUGCAAAUAAGUAACAAAAAAAUCGUUCCAAACAAACUUUGCCAUGUAAGAUUAACGGCCGAAACCUCUGCGCGGUGCAGAAAACCUGCAAUUUCACCACGUCACUUCUCGGGAGAUCAUGAAACAACAUCGGAUGCGGCUGAGGCGAGGGCAAGUUGGGGCAGCUGAAGAAAGCCAUCUUCACGGAUGAAGCAGCCAAGUUCCUCUGCGCCUCUCCCUUUACGCACAGGCGAAGUGAGGAAGGAGAGCAUCACAUCAAUGUAGAGAAAACACCAAUGAGUCGUCCGAGGUGCUGAAAGAUCGGCAGCACACGGGAGAAGCACAACUACAAUUUUGAACCGAAAACCAUCCAAAAAAGAAAAAAAAGAAAAAAAAGCACACCAUGGAUGGGGAAGGGGGAUCCUCCGGGCUGGCUAAAUCGGCUGCCGUAAAACUGUCCGAGAUGGGAGAGAGAACCAAGCAGUUAGGCACCGCGAUGAGGGAUCCUCACCAGCAAAGACGGAUCAUAUUAGUGAUCGUUUGCGUCGCUCUCCUGCUGGACAAUAUGCUCUAUAUGGUAAUCGUGCCAAUUAUUCCAGACUAUCUUGCUGAUCUGGAGAGUGAGCAGUCAGAGCACGUCCACUUAGUGAUACACCCCAACACUUCAGCCAACAGCACAAGCCAAGACAAAAGCAACAAGAACAAUUUAGAUAUCCAAAUAGGAGUACUUUUUGCAUCUAAAGCCAUCCUGCAGCUGUUAGUUAACCCGCUCUCGGGAACUUUCAUAGACCGGGUUGGAUAUGACAUUCCACUUUUAAUUGGACUGACUGUUAUGUUCCUAUCCACCUGCAUAUUCGCUUUUGGGGAGAACUACACGACGCUCUUUGUGGCCAGAAGUUUGCAGGGUCUGGGGUCUGCUUUCGCGGACACCUCUGGGAUCGCGAUGAUAGCUGACAAAUACACGGUGGAGGCAGAGAGAAGCAAAGCGCUGGGUAUCGCUCUGGCGUUUAUCUCUUUCGGGAGUCUGGUGGCACCUCCCUUCGGGGGGGUCCUGUACGAGUUCGCGGGCAAGAGAGUGCCCUUCAUCGUCCUCGCCUGCAUUUGCCUGGUGGAUGGCUUCCUGGUGCUGGCCGUGAUCAAGCCGUUCUCCAACAGGACUAGAGAGAACAUGCCAGUCGGUACCCCCAUAUACAGACUCAUGAUUGACCCGUAUAUAGCUGUGGUGGCCGGGGCGCUGACAGUGUGCAACAUCCCACUGGCUUUUCUAGAGCCCACCAUAGCCAACUGGAUGGAGACCACCAUGCACUCCACUCAGUGGGAAAUGGGACUCACCUGGCUCCCAGCCUUCUUCCCUCACGUCCUCGGUGUGUACAUUACAGUUAAAUUGGCAGCACAGCAUCCAAAUCUGCAGUGGUUCUACGGAGCUUUAGGUAUGGUUAUCAUAGGAGCGAGCUCCUGCACAGUACCCGCAUGCAAAACUUUUGGACAGCUCAUCGCCCCGUUGUGCGGCAUUUGUUUCGGUAUUGCACUUGUAGACACUGCACUGCUGCCGACACUUGCGUUUUUAGUUGACGUGCGUCAUGUCUCUGUGUAUGGUAGUGUUUAUGCUAUAGCAGAUAUUUCCUAUUCUGUUGCAUAUGCUAUGGGUCCCAUAGUAGCCGGGCAGAUAGUGCACAGUCUCGGGUUUGUACAACUAAAUCUGGGUAUGGGUCUCGUCAAUGUGCUUUACGCACCAGCCCUGCUGCUGCUGCGCAACGUGUGCCAAAUGAAGCCGUCCUACUCGGAGAGAGAUAACCUGUUAGACGAGGGUCCGCAGGGGCUCUACGAUACGAUCAAGAUGGAGGAGAGGAGAGCUAAAAAGAAAGGCUACAGUUCGGCAGGGAACUGCCUUCCAGUAGAUGAAAAUGGGUUUGACCCAUUCGGAGCACAGCGGUCCUUAUCAGAAGAGUCGUCCGGUCCAGAGUACACUUAGACCGGUCACACUCUGACCGCCCCCCACCACCGCCCCUGAAACAUUCCCCUGAAAAGAUUUGAGGCAGGCAGACUAUAAUCUAGUGAUUUAAACUUUUAUGUAAGUACCGAUGUGCAAUAUAAACACCCAAUCACCAAAAUCAUGAUUGUGUGACCCGUUUUCCAAAGUUUUUUUUUUUCUUUCUUUCUUCUUGACUGUGAUUUCAUUGUGUCGAACAAGUCUAUGUAGCGUUUGUCAUGGACGUCUAACUGGAGUUUUGUGAGAGAUCUAUCAGCUAAUGUUGAAUUUGUGUGUAUCAAUGAGUAUUGUAAAAAGAUAUAAAUAGAUAAAUGUGCGUACAAGAUUAUAUGGGACCAACUAUAAGCAGCACAUUUCCCCCCCUUACACGAAAAUAGCCUAUAUUUUUAGUCUGAGGAAACUUUUUUUACUUGCACAUCAAAGGCCUCAUUUUCUUGUUUUUGUUGUUUAAAAAAAUCGUAAAAUUUGAUUUUGUAACAAGUGUGUCUGUUUGUUAUUAUUUUUAAUUCAGAUAGGGUAUUUUUUUGUCGUUGUUGUUUGAAAUUAAAUGUAUCAUAAUAAAUGGAUUUUGUACAUAUGUGGAUAUAUGCACAAUGUAAAUUGUUCAAACAUACGUGGACCUCUACAAAGUGUAUGUGUGUAUGUGUGUGUUUGUGUGCGCGCGCGCGUGUACGUAUGAAAUAUUUUGUCAAAACGUAGCCAAUGAAGUCAGUCUCCUUAAGAUGAACAAAUAUGUAUUCAUUUAUCAAUUGUCGUUUUAAUAAAUCUCUGUUUGGAUCUGUG